AUGGCCAACGCAGAAAUCAUCGACCUGAUCCAUCGCUUAUACACUAAGUGUCGUGAGCAGGAACGAACGAUAGCAUCUGCCCCAUUCGAGAGCAGCCCACGGGAAUACGUCAAUCAGCUCUCUCCGCCGCCAGGUGUGAUGCAUUGCAAUCGCAAGACUGUGACCCUCUUCGAAGACGAGUCGUUCGUCAGCCAACUUUUGUUGCCCCUGCAAACACUGACGUGGAAAGUCGACUUGUAUACCUAUGUCACUGGCGCCCUGCCGAAUGAUCCAGACUUCGAGGGAAACGGGGGUUCGGUGAUGAUUGUCAUGGUCCAUUCUGGUCUCAUGUCAUUCACUAUCGCCCCCGGUGGUGGUUCUCUUCAUCGCAUAAACGCCCCCACUUCUGUGGAACCGCAAGUACAACUACCUCCGUCAGGUAGUGGUAUUCAGAACGGGGAGUAUUGGAAUUAUACAAUUGCGUACCAGGAGUUGAUGCAUCUAUACAACAACGGGGGUAAUAGCACGAUCGAGUUCAAUGCUUUAUACAAGGAAGAUUUCUCGCGAUUGCGUCAUAAGCAAAGUGGGAUUGUAACGUCCAACGGCGUUGAAUUCGGCUCUUCCUUUACCGAGCCGUCCAGUAUUCCUCGGUACAACCUCUCUGGUGUUUCUGUAUUCCGAACCACAAAUCCAAGCGCAUUUCCGCUGACAUUCUCCUUCGAUGCGUACGCUUUCUUAGAUCUAUCGUGGUUGAAACUUGAGUGCUUGAAGACGAAGCAGAUUACGGUAGAUUUGGCUAUAUAG
Molecule: messenger RNA, 783 nt
Organism: Pleurotus ostreatus (oyster mushroom)
Lineage: Eukaryota; Fungi; Basidiomycota; Agaricomycetes; Agaricales; Pleurotaceae
Exons: 6
Coding region: 1-783 (260 amino acids)
Source: RefSeq, a predicted model, not a curated record